AUGCCACGCAUUCAGAUCCUCUCCGAUCUCCAUCUUGAGUCGCCAAAAGGCUACAAUGUGUUUGAAGUCCCUCACUUGGCACCAUACCUCGCUCUGAUAGGCGAUAUCGGAGAGGUCAAAGACGCAGAAUACUUCACCUUCAUCGAGAAGCAGCUACCUAAUUUUGAAAUCGUUUUUGUGCUCUUCGGUAACCACGAACCGUACUCUUCCGACUGGACCACAGCUAAGCACAAGAUGAAGCAAUUUGAGACGGACAUGGCGGUGAAAGCUGUAAAUGGCAGCCUGGGAAAACUCGUCUUCCUCGAUCAAACUCGGUGCGACUUGUCGCCGGAGGUAACGAUCUUGGGAUGUACCCUGCAUUCAAAAAUCCUCCCAGAACAGAUGGACCAUGUCAGUUUUGGUCUCAACGACUUCUAUUACAUCGCUGAUUGGACGGUGGAGCACCAUAAUCAAGCUCACACCGCGGAUCUCGCAUGGCUAAACCAACAAGUUAUCGCCAUCUCUCCGGAGGAACCAAGUCGUAAGAUCAUGAUCCUCACACACCACAGUCCAACUACAUCGCCUCGAGCUUCUGACCCGAAACAUGGACAGAGCAACAUUUCGUCUGGUUUUGCGAGUGACUUGUCUGAUGAGACUUGCUGGACAAAUAGCGCUGUAAAACUUUGGGCCUUUGGUCAUACGCACUUUAACACCGACUACUCGGAAAAUGGGAAAAGAGUGGUUGCGAACCAGCGAGGCUAUUUCUUCAGCCAAGCGGACGGAUUUGAUGCAGAGAAGUGUAUCGAGCUCUGA
Messenger RNA from Cadophora gregata, 792 nucleotides. RefSeq lists its product as uncharacterized. Gene Ontology annotation, molecular function: hydrolase activity. The coding region runs from base 1 to 792 and encodes 263 amino acids. NCBI's taxonomy places the organism in Eukaryota, Fungi, Ascomycota, Leotiomycetes, Helotiales, Ploettnerulaceae. The record is from RefSeq and is a predicted model, not a curated record. The transcript has a single exon.